Messenger RNA from Ectocarpus sp. CCAP 1310/34, 872 nucleotides. The record is from the annotation of a GenBank genome assembly. NCBI's taxonomy places the organism in Eukaryota, Phaeophyceae, Ectocarpales, Ectocarpaceae.
CUGCCGGUUCUCUUCCCGCCACCAGGGGUGUUUUCGGAGCUCCGCCUCCGGCGGGAGCGAAACCGACAAUGUUGACGCCGACAUCGGUGGAGCUACCGGCGGGGACAGGGGACGGUGCUGCCGGUACUUCAUCUGCUGUCGCUCCUGCUGGAAAGGUUGUGAGUGAUUGUGACGAUGCUGUGGUGGGUGAGCUAGGUACUCCUGCUCCCCGGCACGCUGCGACUUCGCCGGCCCCAGCAGAUGGUGAGCCUGUAGUCGAGCAGGGAAUGAACCCUGCGACUGGAACGAGCUUGCCACGUCAGGCGCCGCAGCAGGAGUCUGUCGGAGAGAGAGAGGACGACGAGGAGCAAGCGCCCAGGGGGACAAAGAGGAGAAGAGGGAGGGAGGAGGACCAGCAGCAGGGAGAAGGAGGAGGAGGAAAACAAGGAGGAAGGAGGGGGGGGACAAGGAGGGAACGAAACGAGCAGGAGAAGGGGGAGGAGAAGGAGGAGGGAGAGGAGGAGCAAGGAGGGGGAGGGAGGGGGGCGGGAGAAGGAGCAGGUUGAGGGGGGGGCGCGAGUAGAUUGGUGAGUCAAGACAGAAAGAAAGCAACACGACUGAGGACAUUGGACACCAGACUCCGAUACCAUAUGCGAGAGUUGAAAUCGGGGAGCACUGCAGGGGAGCAUCGAAGAGGAUAUCUUGUAGCCAGAGGGUUCGCCAUCGGAGGAGGAGAAGGAGGAAGAUGAAGUUGUGUUCGUAUUUGGGUAGCCGUAGCGUUCAUUGACCACCAGAACCUUGACCUUCUUCAGGGUGCGUGCGUGUGGUGGAUGCACACAUGUACCCGCAUCAACGCAUGCGACUUUACAAUGUAUGGGCAACUGGGUUCUGGC